CCCUUUCCGAUCGUCCACUCUCUCCUCUCUAUCUCUCAAGAUGUUCUCCUCCGCUAUCCGGGCCAAGAUGGCCACCUCCUUCGCUGCCCGUCGUGGCUUCUCCACCACUCGCACCCAGUUCGGUAGCCCCUACCACUACGCCGAGGGUCCUCGCACCAACAUCCCUUUCAACCCUAUGACCAAGCGCUUCUUCUGGAGAUACUGGGCCUUCAUGGUUACCGGAUUCGGUUCUCCCUUCGCCAUUGCUGUUUGGCAAACCUACAAGACCAAAUAGAUUGGCCUUGUACUUGCGACAGUCUGGAGGCCGAAAACUCGGAUUGGAGAAGCAAUUGGAUAUCAUGUACAAAGCUAGAGAUUACUAUUGACAUUUCUGCGCCUCAA
Molecule: messenger RNA, 381 nt
Organism: Penicillium canescens
Lineage: Eukaryota; Fungi; Ascomycota; Eurotiomycetes; Eurotiales; Aspergillaceae
Product: cytochrome c oxidase VIIc family protein
Exons: 4
Coding region: 41-274 (77 amino acids)
Biological process (GO): mitochondrial electron transport, cytochrome c to oxygen
Source: RefSeq, a predicted model, not a curated record